Messenger RNA from Onychomys torridus (southern grasshopper mouse), 756 nucleotides. It is a transcript of the gene C12H21orf140, whose product is annotated as family with sequence similarity 243 member A. Lineage: Eukaryota; Metazoa; Chordata; Mammalia; Rodentia; Cricetidae. The record is from RefSeq and is a predicted model, not a curated record. The coding region runs from base 1 to 756 and encodes 251 amino acids. The transcript has a single exon.
AUGGCUCGUGUGACAAACCCUCUUCUGAAGAACAUUGUCAUCAGAACUCAGUUUGACAGCGUCAGGAGGAAACAGUGUCUCCAGUAUCUGAACACCCUGAGAACUCUGCAAUAUGAUGGGUAUAAGACUGUGUAUUUUGGGGAAACUGAGAUCCCAGAAACUCUUGUCACUGGGGAAGAUUUUAGUGACAGCUACUACAUGAACACUCCAACCUGGUGUAUUCUGCAUGCUGGAGGCAGUCAAGGGUGGGUGCCUUGGAAAUACCGGAUGUUCUUAAGAGACGACCUGUGCAUCAAACCGGAAGACAGCCUCUUCUUUGAGUUCUGUGACGUUGUGAAGAAGGCCUAUGGGAAGUGCGCCAUCGUGGUCAAAGGACGGAGGCGACAAGAGGAGACAAAACCGCAGGCGGACAAGGAGGGGGGCGCCCAGGCCUGUGCCCCAGCAAGCAUUAACUUAACCAGCAUCGUGUGUUCUCCGGGAGUGGCCAAGUCCUAUGGCCAUGAACUCGUCUCCCUGCCCUCCCCCUAUAACUACCUGAACCCCUUAGACUCUGCCUGGUCUUCUAUGAAAUGGUUCAUCAUCAACAACAGGAAAGAGUUUUGUCUGCAAUCUGUCGACAACGUCUACACUUACCAGUACAUUCUUUUCAGCGACUUAAUUAGCAAAGGGAUUGAAAAAGUCAGCCUGAGCAAGUGGAAGGCCCUAACCAGCAAGGUGCGGAGAUGGGAGAAUUACUACCUGGGGAAGUUUUCUUAA